Messenger RNA from Oxyura jamaicensis (ruddy duck), 1398 nucleotides. Its product is annotated as transcription factor RFX3-like. The record is from RefSeq and is a predicted model, not a curated record. Gene Ontology annotation, molecular function: DNA-binding transcription factor activity, RNA polymerase II-specific; RNA polymerase II cis-regulatory region sequence-specific DNA binding. The annotation marks the transcript as partial. NCBI's taxonomy places the organism in Eukaryota, Metazoa, Chordata, Aves, Anseriformes, Anatidae. The transcript is spliced from 10 exons. Gene Ontology annotation, biological process: regulation of transcription by RNA polymerase II.
UUUUGUAGGUACAAGCCUGUGCAAAAAGUGGAUGGAGUUGCAGAUGGUUUCACAGGAAGUGGUCAACAGACAGGCACAUCUGCUGAACAAACUAUAAUUGCCCAAAGUCAACAUCAUCGACAGUUUUUAGAUACAUCUCGAGUACUUCCAGAGUUUGAAGAAGUUGACAUAUCUUCUCUACCAGAUGGUACUGCUCUUGAAGACAUAAAAUCAUUGCAAAGUCUUUAUCGAGAGCACUGUGAGGCAAUAGUGGAUGUUGUUGUGAAUCUUCAGUUUAGCCUGAUAGAAAAAUUGUGGCAAACUUUCUGGCGCUAUUCUCCUUCUGCUCCAGCUGAUGGCACUGGUAUUAUUGAAGCAAGCAAUCUGACUGAAAUAGAAAGUCGACUUCCAAAAGGAAAACUGAUUACUCUGUGCAAAAAUGAGUCUAUUCUGAAAUGGAUUUGUAAUUGUGACCAUGUGAUGUACCAGGCGUUGGUGGAGAUUCUCAUUCCUGAUGUCCUUAGACCUAUUCCUAGUGCCUUGACCCAAGCCAUUCGCAAUUUUGCAAAAAGCCUUGAAGGUUGGCUUUCCAGUGCUAUGAACAAUAUUCCACAGAGAAUGAUAGAAACCAAGGUUGCCACUGUAAGUGCCUUUGCCCAGACUCUGCGAAGAUACACAUCUCUUAAUCACCUGGCUCAGGCAGCUCGGGCUGUGCUUCAGAACACUUCUCAGAUCAACCAGAUGCUCAGUGAUCUCAACCGUGUUGAUUUUGCCAAUGUCCAGGAGCAGGCUUCCUGGGUGUGUCAGUGUGAUGACAGUAUAGUUCAAAGAGUAGAAACAGAUUUCAAGAUGAUUCUACAGCAGCAGAGCACUCUGGAGCAGUGGGCUGCCUGGCUUGAUAAUGUAAUGAUGCAAGCAUUGAAACCAUAUGAAGGAAGACCCAGCUUUCCUAAAGCAGCACGACAAUUUCUUUUAAAAUGGUCUUUCUACAGCUCAAUGGUGAUUCGAGAUUUAACCUUACGCAGUGCUGCUAGCUUUGGCUCUUUUCAUCUGAUCCGCUUGCUUUAUGAUGAGUACAUGUUUUACUUAGUAGAACAUCGUGUUGCUCAGGCAACAGGAGAGACACCUAUCGCAGUUAUGGGAGAGUUUGGUGAUUUAAAUGCUACAUCCCCUGGAAAUAUGGAUAAAGAUGAGGGCAGCGAAGUUGAAAGUGAAAUAGAAGACACGGAUGAAAAUGGAGAGCCACAGGACAAGAGGGAGAAAACAGAACUGCAUCGGGCGGGCUGUGUGCAGCAGCCAGCGCUUGAGAGUGGAGUAGAGCAGAACCUCCUGAACCCACUUAAUAAUGAGCACAUUGUUGCAAAUACUCAGACUGUCAGACAAUGCAGUGCUACUGGAAAUACAUAUACUGCAGUCUAA